GAGCGGAGAAUGGCCGCGGGGAACCACUCUCCGGUGACGGAGUUUAUCCUGGCGGGGCUGACAGAGCGUCCAGAUCUGCAACUCCCGCUCUUCUUCCUGUUCCUGGGCAUCUUCGUGGUCACAGCGGCAGGGAACCUGGGCCUGAUCACCUUAAUCAGGCUGAGCACUCUGCUCCACACCCCCAUGUACUUCUUCCUCACCAACCUGUCCUUCAUCGAUCUCUGCUACUCCUCCGUCAUCACCCCCAAGAUGCUGGCGGGCUUCGUGGAGGGGACCAACUUCAUCUCCUAUCCCGCCUGCAUGUCCCAACUCUACUUCUUCCUCAUCUUCGUCAUUGCCGAGGGCUUCAUGCUGGCCGUCAUGGCCUAUGACCGUUACGUAGCCAUCUGCCACCCUCUGCUCUACUGCACCAUCAUGUCCCCUCGGUCCUGCUCUGUGCUAGUGGCUGGCGUCUACAGCACGGGCUCUCUUUGUGCAGCUGUCCACACCGCCUGUAUGCUGAGGUUGUCCUUCUGUAGAAAGAACAUCAUAAAUCACUAUUUCUGCGACAUCAGCCCCCUCCUCACCCUCUCCUGCUCCCGCACUGACAUUAAUGAACUGGUGGUCUUUGCCAGCGGGGGUUUCAACAUGGUGGCCACCAGCGUGGGCAUCCUCAGUUCUUACGUCCGCAUUCUCACCUGUGUCCUGCACAUCGGCUCUGGCCGAGGCAGGGCCAAGGCCCUGGGCACCUGCAGUUCCCACAUCAUGGCCGUCGUCCUUUUCUUUGGGUCUGGGGGGUUCACAUAUCUGAAGCCUUCUUCAGGAGAGUCUCCGGGUGAGGGGAGAGUGUGCUCCUUGUUUUAUACCACUGCAGUCCCCAUGCUCAACCCCCUGAUCUACAGCCUAAGGAAUCAAAAUGUCCGAGACGCCCUCAGGAAAAUCUUGAGGAGGAACGUCUUUUCGGGGUUGGAUCGCUACUAG
Tachyglossus aculeatus (Australian echidna) is the source of this 960-nucleotide messenger RNA. RefSeq names its product olfactory receptor 151-like. The record is from RefSeq and is a predicted model, not a curated record. Gene Ontology annotation, molecular function: G protein-coupled receptor activity; olfactory receptor activity; odorant binding. The coding region runs from base 10 to 960 and encodes 316 amino acids. Gene Ontology annotation, cellular component: membrane. Gene Ontology annotation, biological process: G protein-coupled receptor signaling pathway; sensory perception of smell. The transcript has a single exon. Lineage: Eukaryota; Metazoa; Chordata; Mammalia; Monotremata; Tachyglossidae.